UUCUUCGGUUAACUGUCACCCUCUCCCCUCCCCCAACACACACACCAGGCCCUGCCAGGACAAGGCAGCUCCUGGAAGCUCCACCAGGACCCACGUCCACCAGGCAUCUCGAACCCUCGGCCCCCAUGGACCCCCUGAGGCGCUCCCCCUCUCCCUGCCUGUCCUUGCGGCCCUCCAGCCCCAGCACCCCACCCUGCGAGAUGCUUGGUCCUGUGGGCAUUGAGGCUGUGCUGGACCAGCUGAAGAUCAAGGCUAUGAAGAUGGGGUUUGAGUUCAACAUCAUGGUGGUGGGGCAAAGCGGGCUGGGCAAGUCCACGAUGGUGAACACGCUGUUCAAGUCCAAAGUGUGGAAGUCAGACCCACCGGGCUUGGGGGUGCCCACACCCCAGACGCUGCAGCUGCAUUCACUGACCCAUGUCAUAGAGGAGAAGGGUGUGAAGCUGAAGCUGACGGUGACGGACACGCCCGGCUUCGGGGACCAGAUCAACAAUGACAACUGCUGGGACCCCAUCCUGGGCUACAUCAAGGAGCAAUACGAGCAGUACCUGCAGCAGGAGAUCCUCAUCACCCGCCAGCGCCACAUCCCAGACACCCGGGUGCACUGCUGCGUGUACUUUGUACCACCCACUGGGCACUGCCUGCGGCCCCUGGACAUUGAGUUCCUGCAGCGGCUGUGCCGGACUGUGAAUGUGGUGCCCGUGAUUGCCCGGGCCGACAGCCUGACCAUGGAGGAGCGAGAGGCCUUCAGGCGCAGGAUCCAGCAGAACCUGAGGACCCACUGCAUCGACAUCUACCCCCAGAUGUGCUUUGACGAGGACGUCAAUGACAAAAUCCUCAACAGCAAGUUACGGGACCGAAUCCCUUUUGCCGUGGUAGGGGCUGACCAAGAGCACGUGGUGAACGGGAGGUGUGUCCUGGGCCGGAAGACCAAGUGGGGCAUCAUUGAAGUGGAGAACAUGGCGCACUGUGAAUUUCCUCUCCUGAGAGACCUGCUUAUCCGCUCCCAUCUCCAAGACCUGAAGGACAUAACCCACAACGUCCACUAUGAGAACUACCGCAUCAUCAGACUCAAUGAAAGCCACCUGCUGCCCCGCGGGCCCGGCUGGGUGAACCUGGCCCCGGCCUCCCCAGGACAGCUGACUACCCCCCGGACCUUCAAGGUCUGCAGGGGGGCCCAUGACGAUUCUGAUGAUGAGUUCUGACCACCGGCGGAUCCCGGGGCUGCUGGGCUUCCUGAGUCCCUGGUGGCUCUCAACACACACCUAUGUACCAGAGCAUCUAUUAAAUGUGAGCCUUGCUUGUUAUGAAAAGCUGUGCUUUGAAAACAAAAGGCAUUUUGUAAAUGACUUCUUUGAGCUAUCCGCAAAUAAAAAGGCUGGGUCUCACUCUGUUACCCAGGCUGGA
This is a messenger RNA of Gorilla gorilla gorilla (western lowland gorilla), 1404 nucleotides long. It is a transcript of the gene SEPTIN12, whose product is annotated as septin 12. The transcript is spliced from 10 exons. Lineage: Eukaryota; Metazoa; Chordata; Mammalia; Primates; Hominidae. The coding region runs from base 126 to 1202 and encodes 358 amino acids. The record is from RefSeq and is a predicted model, not a curated record. Gene Ontology annotation, molecular function: GTP binding.